AAUUUGUUUUGUAUUCGUUUACUCCACCCCACCAUAUACCCGCUGCUUCACUCUGUUUCAUAAGAAGUUGGUGCAUAAUUGGUUUAGAGGUUUUGUAUGUUUAUGAAGAGGAAUAUUAUAUAGCUAGUCAGUUUGCAGAAAGGGCGGUGGUGCAUGCGGGGAGGACUCCAUGUAGGCAAAUCUUGGAUUUUUGUUAAUCUGCGCAAUUAAAGGGUGUAAGAAUCUCCAUUGUCUCAUGCUGUUAAAUUAUUGUUUAGCAAACCUUUGUGCAAAACAGCGAUCAAAUUCCCUUUUCAACCACGUCUGUGGAGAAUAGUGUGGAUUUCGUGACAUUCUGUUUUUCAAACCUGCUUAGUGGGAGUGUGUGUUCCUCCUCCUCAUUCAGUUCAGGAUGUUUGAUCACUUUUUUCAUGCUUUGAAGAGACCCUGUCUUUCUGGGAGGAGCUGAUCUGACCGAGUCAGGCUGACUUUUAAAGCAGACCGCUUGUGAUUCUUCCUCUCCCCCCUUUUUUUGGUUGUAUCACCACUCUUUUUUAAGCAGGAGCACCGGUAUGCUCAAGUUGCCUACUGCAUAGUUUUGUUUGCUGCAUAUUUGGGUGCGUCAUGUGCCUUGACUCGGGUAGGGAAACAGAGAAAUGAUUCCCCUGUGAAAGUGAAAGCCUUGAUAUACAAACAAGUACAAAAAAAGGAUUCCUCCCCCCCUGCAUCUGAAUAGGGGGCAGGGGUUGUUUGUUACCAUGGAAGAAAAGGUAUCUGAUGGAGAGCCUGAAAAUGAAAUUGUGUGCAAAAUUUCAGUAUUUUGCAUCUUUCUUGGUGUGUACCGUGCAGAUGCAUUUCCAGUGGCUUCAUACUCCACCCUGAUUUAUUCUUGAUGCAGUGAAAUGCUUUGCAAUGGGGGUACCCCUCAGUCUUUAAUAGGCCUGGGGUUUAUUGUUGCUGGUUUCAGAUGCAAGGAGUGCAGCUGUGCUUUGUCUCCAAUGCAUUUUAAUGAAAUCUUUUGUGGGAUAGGGUAUGCAUUGGGGGAACGGGUGGCUACUCCAUCUUUGAGGCAAACAAAGGAAGCACAACCAAGCACACAGAGGGAGGGAGGGAGAGAGGGAGGGAAAAAAGAAGCUUGGCAGAUACAAUGUUUUCUAAGUCUACCUGUUUAGCAGGCUUAUAAUUUCCCAGAAUGUUUCAGUUUUUGUUGGGAUUUACAAAUCAUCUUUUGGUUGAACCAUUUCUUUGACUUACUAAUUUCUUCAUUUUAAAACAUUCUUAUAAAAUUGAAAAUCAUUAAUUCUUGUUGUGGUGUAUGAAGCAUAUUUCGCUACCUGUGACCCUAAAUAAAGGAGCUAUCCUUAACCAAAGAAGCCAUUUUUUUCCUUGUCAGAAAAACCAUUUAUUCCUUUAUUCAUUCAUUUAUUUUUGUUCCUUCUUGAGUCAGACAUUUUUCUGUUAAGGUUUGAUAUCCUGAGGAUCCCAGUCCAGACACUUGGGACUAAUCAUAGAAUAGAGUAGACAUAGACAAUACCUUACUUCGCACUUCUCCAUUUUGUAGAAUAAUGAAUUAUUUGCUUUUAACAUUGUUUAUUUUAUUUAAUAUCUCAAGUUAAACCCAUUGGGAACCAAUCCUUUUAAUAUUUAAACCAGUUAUCAUAAUAAUACAGCCCUAAGGAGCUUAGGUAGGCAGGUGCCAAGAGCAAUAUUGUGCAGUAGCCAUAUAAAAAUGGUGCAUUUUCUUCUCUUUUGGGGUGACCUACAUUAGCUAAAUCCUAUGAUACUGUUUUCUUUUGUGCUACUGCACCUGACUGCAGCAGUUUUGCUUCUCUGGGGUUCUGUGCAGAAUGGCCACACCUACCUUGGUAUUCAGCAUAUCCAAUGCUUUCUUUGAAACAGCAGGAAGUCCAGCUGCAUCAGGGGGCUUGGUCACCAACCCUUAUGUUUGGAGCUCGUAUGUUGGCCAUCUCUGGUACAUGCCCACUGCUCUGUGGAAUCUUUUGCUCUGUGAAUCUAGUUUUUGCAAUUUUACUGUGGUUCUUUUAUUGAUGCUGUUUUACAUUGCUUUAUGUGCUAUGACUGAUUGAAAAUGUUGGGUUAGAAACACUGAAAAUAAAUAGACUUUCUGAGAAGAUGAUACUAUGCUUUUUAGAAUUAUCUCUCAUUCUCAGCAGCACUGUGUUGAAUUAUGUUAUUUUAAAAAACAGUUUCUGAUCAUGUAAGCUGGAAAAUGGCUUUUUCCUGUGUACCCUGAUAUUGUUAUAUACUUAGCGGUUAUGUACAACAUAUUGACUGCAUGAUCCAGUAAUAGAAAAGUAAUGGAAAAUUGCACAUUUGUGGGAGUAUUCCUUCAUCAACAUUCAAGAUGUAAUUCCUCUGCAGACCAGGCACUCAGAAAUUGCUUUAUUAGGUGUGAUGCAGCACCCACUUCUCAAAAGGAUCUGUCCCCCCUGCAAUCUGUAGGGUGUGUCUCUUGAUCCCAUUGUACACUUCAGCAUGCAACUAGAAGUAAAUGGGAAAGGAUGUCGGGUGGCUCCUAAUCAAUAUGCUCAGGGCAUUAAUUGCCAAAUGUGAACAAUGCUGGCUGUGCACAGCCCAAUUUUUUUCUGAUUUGGCAGGUUGACGACCACGUGAUUGCAGCACUGUGGGAAAAACACCUGAUACCCAGAAAAUGCAUUCUAAGGUAGAAGAACAAUGAUCAGCUGGGUCAUUAACUAAAGUCCCAUUGUUGUCAUUGCUGGUAAUAAAUGCCACUGCUGGCAGUCAGUGUUGGUAUAAAGUAAAGGUAUACUUCCACAGGUAGUAUAGCCUGAUUAUAUGUGUGAAGCUUUUACCUAAAGGCAAGCAUUGCUAUUUAUGAUUGUCCAUUAUGACUAAGGCAAAAUCUUGGGGAAUAAAAGUGUUAUUUGAUUGACUCUCAAGCACACUAAGACACACUUCAAAGCCUGUGCAAAAUUUUGAUCUUGUUUAUUGUUGAAAAGCAAUUUGAUGAAAUGCAGAUGGGAGAGACACUGUUUCAUGCUGGCAUUUCUGAGCAGCGGCUGUACUUCCGACAUGUUCUGUGGACUCUGUCACUGUGGUUAUAUGAACGGUAUGGCUCCUCUACAUCUGUAAUGAGGAAGACAGUGAAGUGGCUGCACAGGAGGAGUUGAAUAGAAGGAGCUAGCCUGAGCCUGUUACCUGAGCCUGUGAUUAUCUAUGGUGAUGGCAAUAUUGAAGAUUUGAUGGGGAAAAUCCGGCACUUUUAGAGUGAUCGUCUUCUUAUUAAAGGGGGGAGAAUAGUCAAUGAUGACCAGUCAUUCUAUGCUGACAUUUACAUGGAAGAUGGUCUUAUAAAGCAGAUAGGAGACAACUUGAUAGUCCCUGGAGGAGUGAAGACCAUAGAAGCCAAUGGGAGGAUGGUUAUCCCUGGAGGAAUUGAUGUGCACACUCACUUGCAGAUGCCAUACAAGGGAAUGACAGCAGUGGACGACUUCUUCCAAGGGACAAAAGCAGCUCUGGCAGGUGGAACCACCAUGAUCAUUGAUCAUGUUGUGCCAGAGCCAGAUUCCAGCCUGAUAGAAGCCUAUGAGAAGUGGCGAGAAUGGGGUGAUGGGAAGGCUUGCUGUGACUACUCCCUACAUGUGGACAUCACCCAGUGGAAUGAUAGUGUCAAACAGGAAGUGCAGACACUCAUCAAAGAAAAAGGGGUGAAUUCUUUCAUGGUCUAUAUGGCCUAUAAGGAUUUGUACCAGAUGUCAAAUACAGAGCUGUAUGAAAUAUUUAGUUUCUUGGGAGAUCUUGGUGCUAUAGCUCAAGUUCAUGCUGAGAAUGGAGAUAUCAUUGCACAGGAGCAAGCUAGAAUGCUGGAAAUGGGAAUAACUGGUCCAGAAGGCCAUGUGCUGAGUAGGCCAGAAGAGCUGGAGGCUGAAGCUGUCUUUCGUGCAAUCACCAUUGCUAGCCAAACCAACUGCCCCUUGUAUGUGACCAAAGUGAUGAGCAAGAGUGCUGCUGAUCUGAUUUCACAAGCCAGGAAAAAGGGCAACGUAGUGUUUGGUGAGCCAAUCACAGCCAGCCUGGGAACCGAUGGAACACACUACUGGAGCAAGAACUGGGCAAAGGCUGCUGCAUUUGUGACUUCUCCGCCUCUAAGUCCAGAUCCCACCACCCCUGAUUAUAUCAACUCACUGUUAGCCAGCGGGGACCUCCAUGUUUCAGGGAGUGCACAUUGUACAUUCAGUACAGCGCAAAAAGCAAUUGGGAAAGACAACUUCACUGCAAUCCCAGAGGGAACUAAUGGUAUCGAGGAACGGAUGUCUGUUAUCUGGGACAAGUCGGUGGCUACAGGGAAGAUGGAUGAAAACCAGUUUGUGGCUGUGACAAGCACCAAUGCUGCCAAGAUCUUUAACAUGUACCCAAGGAAGGGGAGAAUUGCUGUGGGAUCAGAUAGUGACCUGGUCAUAUGGGAUCCUGAUGCAGUGAAAAUUGUAUCUGCUAAAAGCCACCAGUCAGCAGCAGAAUACAACAUCUUCGAAGGAAUGGAGCUGCGUGGAGCCCCACUGGUUGUCAUAUGCCAGGGGAAGAUAAUGCUGGAGGAUGGCAAUCUUCAUGUGACCCAGGGGACAGGACGUUUCAUUCCUGGUACCCCUUUCUCGGACUACGUCUACAAACGUAUCAAAGCCAGGAGGAAGAUGGCUGAAAUGCAUGCUGUGCCAAGGGGCCUGUAUGAUGGCCCUGUGUUUGACUUGACCACCACACCUAAAGGGGGCACCCCUGCAGGCUCUACUCGAGGAUCCCCUACCAGGCAGACGCCCCCAGUAAGGAAUCUCCACCAGUCUGGUUUUAGCUUAUCUGGUACCCAGGUUGACGAAGGUGUUCGCUCUGCAAGCAAGCGCAUAGUAGCACCCCCAGGAGGCCGUUCCAAUAUCACAUCUCUGAGUUAAGCACCCAAUAAUCAGGGAGGGGAAGGGGAAACUGGUAUUUGAGAAAACUAAGCAAUGGUACCUUGAUAUUUAAAAAGGAAAGAGCAAAGGAGAAGAAUCCAGAGUUUGAAAAAUCAAUAAGCCUCAAGCCUUAUGUUUCAUAAAUGCUACUCGCUACCUAGCUUUAAAAAAUAUUGCGGGUUUUCUUUUUUGUUUAUUCAUAGCCUUAAUACUCCCAUUUUUUUACAUGCAUGCAAAUCUGACAGGUGACUAAGUUAAGAGUAUGUAAUUGUACAUGGUGAGUGCUUGUGUGAUGACACAUUGUAAGAAGGGGAAUGAAGGAAGGUGGGAAACUAACGACAUGAGCAAGCUGUUUAGUCAGGUUACUUGGCGGACUCAACCAAGGAGUUUAGUUUUGGGAAAGGGAGGGCAGACGUUGGUGGGGCAGGGUAGUGGGAGGUGGAUGGGGGGACCAAGUAGAUCUGUGUAUCGUGUUCAUGUUCUUCUGUUUCCACACAAUGCUGACCAGUCAUAGCUGCCUCAGCACUACAUGAGGCCCUUGGAAAGCUCAGCCAUCUUUGGAAUGGCUCUGUUGUCGCCUCUUCCUGUUAGAGAUUUUAUUACUUCGUACAUUUUAUUGAAUAAAAAAGUGAAAGGCAUGUUCUUUCUAACUGA
This is a messenger RNA of Varanus komodoensis (Komodo dragon), 5555 nucleotides long. It is a transcript of the gene DPYSL3, whose product is annotated as dihydropyrimidinase like 3. Gene Ontology annotation, cellular component: cytosol; cytoplasm. The transcript has 14 exons. Gene Ontology annotation, biological process: actin crosslink formation. The coding region runs from base 3297 to 4901 and encodes 534 amino acids. The record is from RefSeq and is a predicted model, not a curated record. Gene Ontology annotation, molecular function: hydrolase activity, acting on carbon-nitrogen (but not peptide) bonds, in cyclic amides. Lineage: Eukaryota; Metazoa; Chordata; Lepidosauria; Squamata; Varanidae.